Messenger RNA from Symbiodinium sp. CCMP2592, 4014 nucleotides. The record is from the annotation of a GenBank genome assembly. Lineage: Eukaryota; Dinophyceae; Suessiales; Symbiodiniaceae.
AUGCAAGCUCAUGAGCUCAGAGCCCAGUAUCUACCCAACCGCGGACAGCAUGAACAGAGGCCCCUCGUUGAUUCCGGCACUCGUUCCCAGGCUUCAGCUGCGAUCACGGUGAUAAACUGGAACUGCGGAGGGUUCUCGACCUUAAAGGACGAGUUCUACACGUGGUUGCGCGGUUGUGAUUGCGAUGUUGUCUGCCUCCAAGAGACAUGGAUGAAGGAGUGUUCGGAGUUCUUUGCGGGGGACUGGCUUUGCGUUCAGAGCGGCAUGAACGCUACGAGCUCGCGGGCGCAGGCUGGGGUUAUGAUCAUGCUGAGACGGUCGGUCUUUGAUAAUGGUUCGGUGCGCUACUCCCACGUGAUGGAAGGACGACUUCUCCACGUACGGGCACAACAUAAGCAUGGAUGGGUGGACGUGGUAGGUGCCUAUCUGCAUGCAUGGGGUGGCUGGAGCAAUGAAGCGGACAUCUUAGCCAAACGAUCGAAGGUGUGGGCAGCGCUCCGCCAAACCUUGGGGCAGCUACCCCGAGGCAAUCAACUUGUGGUAUGUGGAGAUUUUAAUACCGUGGUGCAGCCUAAAGCCCCGUUCUUUGGCACAGGUAUGAGUUCGAACAACCCGACCCCGUCGGCGGAUGCACAGGACUUCGAGGCCAUCCUUCACGACUUCGGCUUGCAGGCAGUGAACACCUUCGGUAAGCAGGGCAGCUACACACACAUACUUGAACAUCACUCGCAGAAAACCCGCUCCUUCCUGGACUACGUGCUGGUGCGACGCAAAGGUCCUACGCUCAGCUCAUCGGCGCGUAUGCUCGUGACCUUUCCGGUGGCUCGCUGGAGAGGUGGUGGCAGGCAUCUACCCGUGCUUGUAACAGUGCGUUUCCGCCGAUUCCAAUUCGCUCGGCCGCGACCCCAGCCCGCUUGGCCGCAGUGGAAGUGUAAGCUCCUAGCCGACAGGAUCGCAGCAGAUGGGCCAGAUGUUCAGGACUUCAAGGCACAAGUCUCCAGGGAGCUCCAAGCUAUGCAUGACUUCUGCCCUGAUCGUGUGAAUCAAGUUCUCAUGAAGGCGAGCAGGGAUCAUUUCCACAUUGUGAGACCGAGUGGGCUACACCCACCAUGGCAAGAUGCACAGCAUGAAGGGUCCAUCAGGGAAAUGUGGUUGCAGUACAGGUUGGCCCGACAACAAUUUCAGAAAUGUGCUUCAGGUCUUCGAGCUUGCUUUCGGGCUUGGCGGUGCAGAGCCCGGUUUCACCAGCUGCACCAAAUCGUACGUCGUAACAGCCGGCUCCUUCGCAGACAUCGCUUUGAUGAACUUCUACGGCAUGCGGAGGCACAGGAUCACCAUGGACGUAUCGAUCAUCUCUUCUUUCUGCUGCGCAGGCACGUGCCCAAGCAACCGAAGGCCAGAGCUCAGCUCCGUUCGAGUACGGGGGCGAUUCUUAUGCCUCAGGCCGAAGUCCAGGCACUCGCAUCGUACUGGAAAGAGGUCACAACGGCCGAAGACCCAGUGCAGGCACCGUCUGCCACGACGUUUGACCUCGAAAUGGAUGCUGUGCAACAGGCCCUUGCAAGCCUGCCAUCGAACAAAGCUGCACCGGCACAUUACGCACCUCAUGCACUUUGGAGCUGUGUCGCAGAGCCGGUGUCGCAGGUCCUGGAACGAGGACUUCUUCAGGAAUGGCGCUCUAACGGCGCUCACAUACCCACUGCCUGGGCCGAUGCCUGGCUCACCUUUCUGCAGAAGGCCAACAAGGCGGGGAACAAAUCGGAGCACCUCCGGCCGAUUGCUUUACUUGACCCGGUCGGUAAGGCGGUAUCGGGACUACUCCGAAAGCAGCUCGACACCUACAUCUUGCCCCACAUGGAAGCUCGUCAUCAAUAUGGCUUUCUACCUGGUAGAUCGGUGCAACAAGCUCUUGGACACGCCUUUAUCCACUGCAAGUCUGUGCGCUCGCUCAGCCAGGCACAGAACAGAUCCCUCUACGACAAGUUUGCCGGUCACCAGGCAAAGGGAUGUGCUGGCGGCAUGCUGCUGAGCAUCGACCUGACGCAGGCCUUCGACAGAGUGGGCCGGGACCUCCUGGAGCAGGCUCUGAUUCACAUUGGUGCACGGAAAUUGGUAGAGGUGCUGGUGCCAGGAUUGGGGGCAGGCAAUGUUCAGCUUGCAGUGGAUCAGUUGGUCAAAUGGCAUAAGGAGGGCGCGAGCUCAGUGUUGCGUGCCAAGAGAAUUGCAAGAGCAGGUUUGUCGGAGAGCUUGGUGGGGCAGCAUACCGUCCCUGCAUCCACGAUUUCAGAGGCAUACGAUAAACUUGCACAUAGCAAUCCUCUCUCGCUUUUGCCUGCGAUCGAAAGGGCCAGAAAGGCAAGGGAGAACAGCGUGGAUCCAUCAAAGAGGGCGGCUGAGGAAAGGGCUGCUAAAGCCAAGUAUGCCACUCUCUUGUACAGCUUCUUGGUUGAGGCGAGGGCACCAAUAGUGGACAUCUUGAAGGAAGUCACCGAUUCUGAAGAGGCAUGUGUGCGCAUCUUUGGAACACGAAGGUCAAAGACUUUGAGGAAUCGCUUUCACUCGUGGGGCAAGUUCGCGAGAUGGCUGGAGACUUCGAAGGGCCGCGUCUGGCCUGCCGGGCUGCAGGAUCUCUUGGAUUAUGCUACUGAAGCUGUGAAGGAGGGCGCUGGUAAGACGACCAUAGAUUCUUUUUCAGCGGCACUUUCUGUUCUGGAACAGGUCGGACGUUUCGGGGAAGGUGAUAUGCUGUCAAGAGAUCCAACGUGGAUUUCGUACAGUAAGAAUGUUACUGCAGAGCUGGUGGAGAAGGGGCCGAUGUUGCACCAGGCGGCCCAGCCUACAGUAGCGAUGGCGCUUUCACUCGAGCUUUACGUGUUUGACGAAGAUAGAGCAAGAUAUGCAAGGGCAUUGGCUUUUGUUGCACUUCUGAUGCUAUGGGGGAGUAUGAGGUCCGAUGACGUUCAGUGCAUGAGGCCAGAGAGCAUGCGACUCACUAUAGAAGGACUGUCUUGCAAACUUUGGAAGACAAAGACGACGGGCCCAGAUCGAAGGAUCAACAUGGUGCAGGUCUUCAUAUCCCGCAAGGCCAGUCUCUCUGGUUUGGAUUGGCUGGCAAAGGGGCAUGAGAUUUGGUCAGAGAUCAAAGACAAAAGGGAUUUCUUGGUUUUGCAAGCUUCAGAGGAUUGGGAAACCUGCGGCAACAAAGGGGUCGAUGCCCCUGCAGUGUCACUCUAUGUGCGAAAGAUUUACAAGGAGCUUUGUGUUCCGCGCUGGGUCGAGGGCCGCUGGAUACAGAACAAGGAGCGUCUGUUACUUCCGGGGGAUUGUGCGCUGCAUUUCUCUGGACAUUCAGCGAGGAACUUUCUUACUUCGAUCGCUGCAGCCAUCAGGGUUCCUAAGGAUGACAGGGACUUUCUUGGACGCUGGAAGGUCGGUGGAGGUGGCUCUGCUGACUACACAAGAACAGCUCGGCAAAUAGUGCAUCGCAUCCAGGAGCAGGUUGCAGAGACUGUCUUGCUUGGGAGAGAGCGGGGCUACGUGGAGGCUGAUGCUUUGGAUGCGUUGCAAAGUUUCGCAGAAGAGCGAGGCGAGAUUGGUGCCGUGGUCAGGGCAAGGCAUGAGCUUGUUAGAGCAAACAAAGUUGGGGGAAACCCCCGACUUGGCGGGCGCUACCCGCCCCUCUACAUGCAGAGCAUCCCCGGACCUCAUGUGAUCACUGAGGAGGCAGCGGAGGACCAGCCGGAAACCGCCGCUGCACCGAAAGGGGAGGCUAAGUACUUUAUCAGUGUAAGUAAGAAGACAGGAUUCCGCAGACUGCAUGUGAAUCACGCGUGCUAUGUAAAGCCCUUCAAGUGUCAGGAUGUCGUAUACCUUGAUCAGGUUGCUGCCACGGAUUUCGAUGCAAUUUGUAAGGAUUGCAAGCUCAGAAUCAGGUCGAUGGCCGAUGACAACAAGGCCGAAGACAGUAGCUCAGGGGAGGCAACCACUUCCUCGAGCGAUGAAGGACUCCUUUAA